GAACAAAAAAUCUUGUUCCCUUCCCCGCCCUCGGGUCCUCUCACCUUAUCCUCGCGUAAACCUUCGUGUUUCCUUCUACCAUCGCAGCCAAAUCCAGAGAUUGUACCUCGGUUUCUCUUCAAUGUUGUGUUUUUCAUCGAUGAUUUAACUUUGGUUGCUUGUUAGAUAAUCUAAACCAUGGAUCUUUCUGCUUCUUCAUCUUCUUCUUUCCUUCGCGUUUCUCGGACGUGCCGUUCCUCUCUGGUGCCGGAACUCUCGUUUUCUUCUUCCGUAUCUCAGUUUCCGACUGGAAUCCAACUCAAUCCUUCGAGAUUUGCGAAACCCAGAUUCCAGAAUCUUCGUAUUUGUGCCUCUGUCGCGGCGGAACCCCAGGAUCUUCCUCGCGACAGUCCUCAACGCCUGCUCAAGGAGCUCGCGCAGCGUAAACGAGCAACCGGGCCGAAGAAGAAAGUGCCUCCGAAACGAUUCAUCCUGAGGCCGCCGUUGGACGACAAGAAAUUGGCCGAGAGAUUCCUCAACAGCCCGCAAUUGUCGCUUAAAUCGUUCCCUUUGCUCAGCUCUUGUCUCCCGCCCUCGCGGCUCAACAGCGCCGAUAAGACAUGGAUCGACGAGUAUCUUCUCGAAGCUAAACAGGCAUUGGGUUACUCUCUGGAACCUUCGGAAGGGUUGCCCGACGAUAACCCGGCCAAGCACUUUGACACGCUUCUCUACCUCGCGUUCCAGCACCUUUCGUGCGAUAGAUCGCGAGCGAGGCACGUGAAGAACGGACACUCUAGGCUCUGGUUUCUUGGGCAAUACGUAUUGGAGCUUGCCCUAGCGGAGUUUUUCCUGCAGAGGUAUCCGAGGGAAUCACCGGGGCCGAUGAGGGAGAGAGUGUUUGCUUUGAUAGGGAAGAGGUAUCUGCCCAAAUGGAUAAAAGCUGCGAGCUUGCAUAAUUUGAUAUUCCCUUAUGAUGAUAUGGAUAAGCUGAUCAGGAAGGAGCGUGAGCCGCCUGUGAAAUCUGUGUUCUGGGCCUUGUUUGGCGCCAUAUAUCUAUGUUACGGAAUGCCAGAAGUGUAUCGUGUUCUUUUUGAGGUAUUUGGGAUGGACCCAGAUGCCGAGGACUGCCAGCCGAGGUCAAGGAGACAGCUUGAAGAUGUAGACUAUGUUUCGGUUGAGUUUGAAGGCAAAAAGCUGAGUUGGCAGGAUGUUGCUACUUACAAGCCUCCGGAGGAUGCUCUAUUCACUCAACCGAGGUUAUUCAGGGCAUGUGUUCCACCGGGCAUGCAUCGUUUCAGGGGUAACAUUUGGGAUUUCGACAGCAAACCACAGGUUAUGCAGACACUUGGAUACCCGCUGGCUAUGAAUGACAAAAUCCGAGAGAUAACCGAAGCCAGGAACAUUGAACUUGGACUCGGCUUACAGCUCUGUUUCUUACACCCAUCGAAGCACAAGUUCGAGCAUCCGAGGUUUUGUUAUGAGCGGUUGGAAUAUGUCGGCCAGAAGAUACAGGAUCUGGUAAUGGCGGAAAGGCUAUUGAUGAAGCACCUGGAUGCGCCGGGGAAAUGGCUGCAAGAGAAACACAGGCGAUUGUUGAUGAACAAGUACUGCGGAAGGUAUCUAAGGGACAAACGCCUUCACAACUUCAUAAUAUACUCGGAGGAGGUUCAAGAUCGGUAUGAGCAUAACCGGCGGCUGAGAAAUCCGGCCACCACCGCCGUCCAACAAGCCCUUCACGGCCUCUCCUACUCCGUUUAUGGCAAACCCGACGUCCGGCGUCUCAUGUUCGAGGUUUUCGAUUUCGAACAGAUUCAACCUAAACCCAUGUGAUCUCUCUCUGUUUUUUAAAAAAAAAUUAUUUAUGUAUUAUUGCUGUUGGUUCUUAGGCGAAUAUCAACGUAAGAUCUUUAUUAUGAAGUUUGAGCUCAAUUUAUACGUA
Messenger RNA from Tarenaya hassleriana, 1918 nucleotides. RefSeq names its product ribonuclease III domain-containing protein RNC1, chloroplastic. Gene Ontology annotation, molecular function: ribonuclease III activity; double-stranded RNA binding. Gene Ontology annotation, biological process: regulation of gene expression; rRNA processing. The record is from RefSeq and is a predicted model, not a curated record. The transcript is spliced from 5 exons. Bases 178 to 1809 code for a protein of 543 amino acids. NCBI's taxonomy places the organism in Eukaryota, Viridiplantae, Streptophyta, Magnoliopsida, Brassicales, Cleomaceae. Gene Ontology annotation, cellular component: nucleus.